Linepithema humile (Argentine ant) is the source of this 1121-nucleotide messenger RNA. RefSeq names its product cysteine dioxygenase type 1. Lineage: Eukaryota; Metazoa; Arthropoda; Insecta; Hymenoptera; Formicidae. The record is from RefSeq and is a predicted model, not a curated record. Gene Ontology annotation, biological process: L-cysteine catabolic process. Gene Ontology annotation, molecular function: ferrous iron binding; cysteine dioxygenase activity.
CCUUGUAUUAGACCGGUACUGGCUAUAGCCGAGUGAAGACAUCAGGUAGCACGCUCUCAGUUUUCUGACAUUAAAUAUUACUUGUUUUGAUCGUACCUCGUGGUUUCGUUGAAAUUGAAAGAAACUUUCGCCAGUUGAAUAGAGAACCGAAUCGCGAAGUGUCGAUACUCCGUGGCUGAAAAAUGGAGAUUUGCAACAAGCAGGAUCAAUUGUCCAAUGUAACUCGUGCAAAAUUGUCGUGUCUCACUGAAAACGGGGAAAAACUUCGAGAAGAGAAAGUUUCCACCCUCCAGGAACUUAUAGAUGCGCUGCACGAGGCUUUCAAAACGGAUCGCGUGGAUAUCGAUCACGUACAAGACCUGAUGAUGAACUACAAAAGCAAUCCUCAAGAGUGGAAGAAAUUUGCCAAAUUCGAUAGAUACAGGUAUACAAGGAAUUUAGUUGACGAAGGGAAUGGCAGGUUCAAUCUCAUGGUGCUAUGUUGGAGAGAAGGUCAUGGAUCAGCUAUACAUGAUCACGCUAAUGCGCACUGCGUGAUGAAAAUCCUCCAAGGGAAACUGUGCGAGACGAGAUAUGCGUGGCCCACAAAUUUUGAAGCAGAAGAAAAUGUGGAAGAGCUCAAAGAACUUGAGAGGAAUACGCUUGAAACGAAUGAGAUCUGUUAUAUCAAUGAUUCGAUGGGUUUGCAUCGUGUUGAAAACCCGAGCGCGACAAAUCCUGCAGUCUCCUUACACUUGUACUCGCCACCGUUCUCAACAUGCUCAGUCUUCAAUAAGCAAACUGGACAAAAGUCUAUGUGUAAGGUCACAUUCUGGUCCAAAUAUGGAGAAAAAAGGAAUCGGGAAAUUCAAGACACCAGGCCUCCAGAGGAUAACUAAUUUAAGCAAGAAUUCAGGAAUACUACUAACGAUAUGCCAAUUAAGAGCCAGUGAUAUUCUCUAAUUCACCACAAAAAUUCAUAUCGUUUGAAAUUGAAAUUGAAUAUUUAAUUUGCAUAAAUUAAGAUAGAUAUUAAUUUCAAUAAUUCGCUUAUUAUAUAUCAUAUAUUUUCGUCAUGUAAUCAUUUUCAAAUAUUUGCAUUUAAGAACUUCUAAACACUUUUAAAUAAGAACUAUUCUGUG